AACACAUUUACAGCAGUACAACACAGAAUCGCUGCCGAGCAACUCUGGUCGUCUCUCCUCUCUCCACUUUGGACGUUUCUUCUUCGCGUCUUUGGAAUCUUCGAUCUGCUGCUUCUCCGGCCACCGCCCAGCGGAGUCCGGCGACAUCGCCACUGAUCGAAGCCUCUAAUAUUUCAGUUCGUCACUGCCCCGAACUCCUCACCGCUUACUGCCACAAGCAUCAUUGCUUUCUUGAUCAGCUUCCUGAAACCGUAAUAGGUUGUCGUCUCUGUUCUCAGCGAUGGCGAAUCAAGGAGCGAAGAAGCGCAAGGAAGAGAACGCUCGGCACAUGAGGACCCUCCUUCGCAUUAUCCUUAUAUGCAAUGCUGUAUAUAUGUUGGUGAGAUUUGGGAUUUUCUACUCUAGUUUAUCCUGGAUGCACUGGGUCGGGCUAGUAUUCACUUCUGUAGCCUACAUUUUACCUUACCAACAAUUGGCCGCCAUGGCUAAACCCAGUUAUGGUGAUGAUGGAGAGCUCUUUGAUGGUGGAUACGAUAUGAGUACUGGCGGAGUUUGCGGGUAUCUACAUGACGUGAUCUAUAUCACAUGUUUUGUCCAACUUGCAUCUAUCUUGUCGGACAAGUUUUGGUACACUUACCUAGUGAUACCAGGAUUUGCACUAUACAAAUCAUUUGGAUUCCUGAAAGGAUUUUUGUCAAUGGGUUCGGAGGAUGGUGAAGAAGAUGAGAAGACAAGGAAAAAGAGAGAGAAGAUGGAGAGGAAGGCUUCAAGAACUAAAUUUGUCAAGGCAAAAGGUCGAUGAUAUAUAUAUAUUCUAUUUAAAUGGGUUGGUCUUUAGUGAGGGUUGUUGGAGACUUUUGCAGUAGCGCUGCUGUUCUCAUGGCUGGAGAUGUAUUUUACUUUGUGUAUUUGGUCUUAGGAUUUGGAUUUUGAUUUUAUUUUAGCUAACUUUUUGCUGCAUGCACACUUUUGUUAACGGUUUUGAUAUUACCUAGCGACAUAAAAAAUUA
This is a messenger RNA of Ipomoea nil (Japanese morning glory), 1010 nucleotides long. Its product is annotated as transmembrane protein 208-like. Bases 281 to 802 code for a protein of 173 amino acids. NCBI's taxonomy places the organism in Eukaryota, Viridiplantae, Streptophyta, Magnoliopsida, Solanales, Convolvulaceae. Gene Ontology annotation, cellular component: intracellular membrane-bounded organelle. The record is from RefSeq and is a predicted model, not a curated record. Gene Ontology annotation, biological process: vacuolar protein processing. The transcript has 5 exons.